Molecule: messenger RNA, 2162 nt
Organism: Saccoglossus kowalevskii
Lineage: Eukaryota; Metazoa; Hemichordata; Enteropneusta; Harrimaniidae
Product: transient receptor potential cation channel subfamily V member 6-like
Biological process (GO): calcium ion import across plasma membrane
Cellular component (GO): plasma membrane
Molecular function (GO): calcium channel activity; protein binding
Source: RefSeq, a predicted model, not a curated record
AUGUCAAAGGAAGACGCAGCAGAAGCCGCUACGGCGGUUGGUGGCGGCGUGGACACUCAGACAGACGAAACGUCAGCGAAACUGUACGAUCUUGUAAAUUUGAAAGGAGGUGGUUCCUUGGUUGACUUGAUGAGAGAAGCUAGACGAUCCGACGACUACUCGAAAUUGGACGAAGCCAUUAAACGCGAAGUGCCAAAGUAUUUGUACAACGACGGGGACGGCGAAUACAUUCCGAUAAGCCAGCUUGUUACAAGAAGAAACAAAGAACGUCAGACGAAUAAGGUGAAAAAGAAGAAGCGUCGCCGUGGACAGAUCUCAAAUUCGGUGUCAAUGUUGACACUCGUUGAUCACAAUGGCGAUAGUGGAAGAAGAUUGGCAUGUUGGCAUAUUGACAAACGGGGCACUGUUGGGGAAACCAUUCUUCACCUGUGUCUGCUCCAAGGUUCUAAAAUCCACAAUGAACUAGCCCAGCGAUUGGUUAAUGAAUUUCCUAAGUUAGUCUAUGAUAUUUACAUAGGAGAGGAGUACUACGGUGAGUGGACAUGCGUGUUAAUUGCGGCUUUAUUAAUCUAUUGGGGUGAGUAUCCACUAUCCUUUGCUGCAUGUCUGGAGCAAGAAGAAAUAUUUAAGAUACUAAGAGAAGCUGGAGCUGACCCAAAAAGAAAAGACAAUAAUGGGAACACUGUGCUUCAUAUGAUGGUCAUACACAACAAGAAGAAUAUGUACGACCUUGCAUUUUCUAUGGGGGCUGAUACAUCUCUCUUGAACAGUCAAGAGUUGACUGCAUUAAAUCUUGCUGCUAAACUGGGAAGAAAGGAGAUGUUUGAUCAUGCUCUGGAACUGGAAAGGCAGGUGUACUGGAUAUAUGGCAACGUCACAUGUGCAGCGUAUGGAUUGAGUGGUCUGGAUAGUAUUGAUAAAAUUGGCAAUAUUAAUGAGAAAUCCAUUCUACAUUUAGUUGUUAAUCAGGAGGGAAUGGAGCAUUUGGAUAUGAUGGAUGGUUUGAUUGUGUAUAUAUUACGUGAGAAGUGGAAAUCAUAUGCUAGAUAUCGCUUCUUACGAAGAGCAGCCUUUUUUCUCCUCUAUCUUCUGCUGGUUACCAUAGCUUUUUACCUCAGGCCUGGAGCGGAUCUUAACCCUACGAUCAUUGAAGUGAACACCACAGUAAAUGGAAAUUAUGAAAUGGUUAAUCAGACAAUCUACGACGAUUGUUAUCUACAAAAUAUCAAUGGAACAAUGAACAUAGCACGUCUUGUUUUUGAAGUAUUAUCUUUGAUUGGUGCUCUGACUUUUAUCAUCUAUUUCUUGAAAGAAAUUUAUUACCAGGGAAUGAGAAACUUUCUUUGGACUUUAAGGAGUGCUCCCGCCAAAACUAUAUUUUUGGUGUCAUUAUUCUUCCUGUUUCUCUCGAUACCGGGUCGUAUUUGGUGCGUACCAAUCUACGAAGACACCAUGUUUAUUCUUGCCAUGCUCACAACAUGUCCAUACUUCUUAUUCUUCCUCAGACCGUUUAAAUUGGUUGGGCCUUUUGUCGUUAUGAUCUACAAAAUGAUAAAAGGUGAUCUUCUGAAAUUCACUGCAAUUUACGUCGUCUUUCUGAUUGGAUUCUCUCAAGCUAUGUACCUUGUAUUUAUUGGAACACCAAACAGUCUAUUCACUGAUCCUGCCAAUUCCAUAUUGGGGAUGUUUAUUAUGUCUCUUGGAGAGUUCGCAGAUAUCUACGAGUCAUUUGAUGACACAAGGCAUCCUAAUAUGGGAAAGUUCUUGUUUGUUCUUUAUAUGGUAUUGGUAACAUUACUACUUAUUAAUAUGUUGAUCGCUAUGAUGGGAAAUACAUAUACAACGGUCGCCGAAACUAGAAAAGAAUGGUUACGACAGUGGGCCAGGAUAGUUCUGGUGAUUGAGCAAGCAGUGUCACCUGGCAAGAGAAUCAAGAUGCAAAUGCAGUAUUCUCAACCAACGAGCAAGGAAGGUGAAAGAGCCAUACUCAUGAGGUGGCAUCACACGAAAGAUGAUGAAGUGGAACAAAAGAAAAUACGUGAAUUACAUGACAAACACACUGACCCAAAUAAAUUCCCAGUCAGAGAUUCAAGCUGGCAGGACAGUGAAGAUCAUGAUCUGACUGCAACUUCAGUAAUUAAAAGUCCGUAACCACAAAUUAU